Dama dama (fallow deer) is the source of this 2162-nucleotide messenger RNA. RefSeq names its product pseudouridine synthase 3 (gene PUS3). The record is from RefSeq and is a predicted model, not a curated record. Gene Ontology annotation, biological process: tRNA pseudouridine synthesis; mRNA pseudouridine synthesis. NCBI's taxonomy places the organism in Eukaryota, Metazoa, Chordata, Mammalia, Artiodactyla, Cervidae. Gene Ontology annotation, cellular component: cytoplasm; nucleus. Bases 78 to 1523 code for a protein of 481 amino acids. Gene Ontology annotation, molecular function: pseudouridine synthase activity; RNA binding. The transcript is spliced from 5 exons.
CCUGUCUCGAAGAAAGCUGCGUGGCCGACAACCGGAAGGGUGGAUCUCUUUGUAUUUAUUCCCGAGGUUGUCAUAUCAUGGCUGAAAAUGACGCAGACAGAAUCCAGACUGAGAAACUCCUAAAGAGAGUACAGGAACUGGAGCAGGAGGUAAAGCGACUUAAAAAGGAACAGGCCACGAACAAGGACUCAAACACUCGAGAGAAUUCUUCAGGAGCUGGGCGGAAAGCUAAGCGUGCCUUUGAUUUCAGUGCUCACGGUCAAAGACAUGUAGCUCUAAAGAUCGCCUAUCUGGGCUGGGGCUAUCAGGGCUUUGCCAGUCAGGAAAACACAAGCAAUACAAUUGAAGAGAAACUGUUUGAGGCUCUAACCAAGACUCGACUGGUAGAAAACAGGCAGACAUCCAACUAUCACCGGUGUGGGCGAACAGACAAAGGAGUUAGUGCCUUUGGACAGGUGAUUUCUCUUGACCUACGUUCUCACUUUCCAAAGGGCAGGGAUUCUGAGGAUCUUAACUUAAAAGACGAAGUCAAUGAUGUGGCUACAGAGAUCCGUUAUACCCACAUUCUCAACCGGGUACUGCCUCCAGACAUCCGCGUGCUGGCCUGGGCUCCCGUAGAAACUAGCUUCAGUGCUAGGUUCAGCUGUCUUGAGCGGACCUACCGCUAUUUUUUCCCUUGUGCUAACUUAGACAUUGUAACCAUGAACUAUGCAGCUCAGAAGUACGUUGGCACACAUGAUUUUAGGAAUUUAUGUAAAAUGGACGUAGCCAAUGGGGUGAUUAAUUUUCAGAGGACCAUCCUGUCUGCUCAAGUACAGCGAGUGGGCCAGAACCUGGCCGAGGAGGGCUGGCAAGAACCCUUUCAGUUAUGCCAGUUUGAAGUGACUGGCCAGGCGUUCCUUUAUCAUCAAGUCCGCUGUAUGAUGGCUAUUCUUUUUCUGAUUGGCCAAGGAAUGGAGAAGCCAGAGGUUAUUGAUGAGCUGCUGAACAUAGAGAAAAAUCCCCAGAAGCCUCAAUAUAGCAUGGCUGUGGAAUUUCCUUUAGUCUUGUAUGACUGUAAGUUUGAAAAUAUUAAGUGGAUCUAUGACCGGGAAGUUCAGGAGUUCAAUGUUACCCACCUUCAGCAACUAUGGGCUAAUCAUGCUGUGAAAACUCAGAUGUUGUAUAGUAUGCUGCAAGGACUGGACUCUGUUGCACUGCCCUGUGGAACAGGACCAAAGAUGGAUGGAAUGAUAGAAUGGAGAAAUGUUAAGCCCUCUGUCAUGAAGCAGACCAGUGCCUUUGUAGAAGGAGUGAAAAUGCGCACUUAUAAGCCCCUAAUGGAUCGUCCUAAAUGCCAAGGAUUAGAAUCCCGGAUCGAGCAUUUUGUACGUAGGGGACGCAUUGAACACCCACAUUUAUCCCAUGAGGAAGAAACAAAAGCCAAAAGGGACUGUAGUGACACACUAGAGGAAGAAAAUACUGUUUUUGAGAAGCCAACGAAGAGAAUUUGUGUUGAUGCAGAACUUAAAAGCAUCAUUUAACCACAGAAAACUCACCAAGAUCCAGGAGGCAACAAAGCACCAUUAGGCUACAGAAGUUUUUUUUUAUAAAAAUUGACCUGUUUUUAUUUUGCAAAACCAAAAUACAAGACAACAAUUUUUUUUUUCCAUCUACAAUUCAGUUACUUCCAAAUAUUGUAAGACCAAACAGAAUCCCGGGCCCUGAGCAGGAAAUUAAAAUGAGACGCUGAAGCCACACAAAGGUGAAUGCUGAAGAUUGACAUUCCACCUGUAGGCCACAAGUCUUCCAUUCAAACACACUCUUAAUUCUUUUCCUUUCACAGUUUCUUAGUGUUUUACAGGAAGUUCUUUAAAAUAAUUUCAUCUCAAAUACCAGGUUUAAUCAGUGAUACACAGCUCCAUGAAAUCUGUGUCUCCAUCUGAUUGACAGGAAUGAAAAGUAAUUUUUGUCUUUUUUGGAAUCAGCCAGAUUCCUUAAUAAAUCAGGAAAGGAGAGAGAAAAUCUAGGUUGUGCUGGGUGCUGUUUCUACUUGUCUUUCAAGAGUGUGACUUUAGAAGCAUUAAGUCACACUCUUGCUACUACAAUGAUUAGUACUAGUAAUCUUUUUUUAGAUGAUAAAAAGGAAAACAUCCAAUGGAUAUAAAAAAGGUCAAAAACUG